This is a messenger RNA of Zingiber officinale, 960 nucleotides long. RefSeq lists its product as uncharacterized. The transcript has 3 exons. The coding region runs from base 1 to 960 and encodes 319 amino acids. The record is from RefSeq and is a predicted model, not a curated record. Lineage: Eukaryota; Viridiplantae; Streptophyta; Magnoliopsida; Zingiberales; Zingiberaceae.
AUGACAUCACUAGUGCUUGCAAUCCCAGUCAGUUCUAGAUGGUUAGUGGUGUACACAGAUGCUUCCAAGAAUGGUUUAAGGGUUGUGCUGAUGCAGAAUGGGAAGGUCAUUGCCUAUGCUUCACAUCAGUUGAAGGUGCAUGAGCAAAACUAUCCCACCCAUGACCUAGAAUUGGCGGCAGUCAUCUUUGCUCUAAAAAUUUGGAGGCAUUAUCUUUAUGGGGAACGUUGUGAUAUAUACACAGACCAUAAGAGCUUGAAAUAUUUUUUCACACAGAAGGAAUUGAAUAUGAGACAAAGACGGUGGUUGGAGUUGGUGAAGGACUACGACUGCAACAUUAACUAUCAUCCGAGUGAAGACCGAACACCAGAGGCCAGCAGGACUAUUGGAACCGCUUCUGAUUCCUGUUUAGAAGUGGGAAGAUAUUGCCAUGGAUUUCAUAGUGAGAUUGCCAACCUCACCCAAGGGAUCAAAUGCAGUAUGGGUUAUGGUAGAUCGACUGACGAAGUCAACACAUUUCUUGCCGAUAAAAGCCACCUUCACAAUGAUGCAUGUCGGACACCAUUGCAUUGGGAUGAGAUAGGAGAGAGAGCAAUUUUGGGCCUGGACCUUGUGACCUAUACAGUGAACCUGGUGGCUAAGAUUAGAGAUAGAAUACAAACAGCGCAAAGUCGCCAAAGGAGUUACGCCGACCACCGCCAAAGAGGUUUGAAGUUCACAGUUGGGGACCAUGUAUUUCUCAAAGUGUCGCCUAUGAAAGGGGUGUUGAGGUUCGGGAAGAAGGGGAAGCUUAGCCCAAGGUAUAUUGAGCCAUUUGAGAUUUUGGACCGGAUUGGGGCGCGAGCAUACCGGAUGGCCCUACCACCGAACUUGUCAGGAGUUCACAAUGUGUUCCACGUAUCGAUGCUUAGGAAGUACAUUUCCAACCCUUCACAUGUGAUUGGUCACGAGUCCGUGUAG